AUGGUAAAUACAAGAAAUAUACUGCUAAUUGGCAGAACCGGAAAUGGAAAAUCCACUCUUGCUAAUGUAAUAAGUGGAACUAAUAGAUUUAGAGAAAGUGCUGAUAGCGUAAGUGAAACCCGUAGGAUUGAAGUUGCGGAGUUUGAAGAAAAUAUAACGCAAGAUGGCAGAGAGAAAAUAAGAUAUCGAGUGAUUGAUACAGUGGGAAUAGGUGAUACUAGAUUAACCCCACGGGCAGUUUUGGGAACAAUUCAAGAAGCAAAGGAGUAUCUCGAACAAGGUUUAAGCCAAAUUUUAUUCAUAACUAAUGGAAGAUUUACAGAAGAAGAAAGAAUUGCUUAUAAAUUGCUAAGGUCGGUUAUUUUUGAUAAUGAAGUAUCUAAAUACACAACUAUCAUACGAACUAAUUUCCCCGAAUUCGAGAACGGAGAAGCAUGUGAAAGAGAUCGUCGAGCAUUAAAAGACGAAAAUGGAGAAUUGCUGGAUAUAAUUAAUUCAGCAAGAAUUAUUUAUGUUGACAAUCCGCCAAUAAAUAGUGGCAAUACUCGUCGAAAUGCUGUAAAUAAAGAAACAAGGGAGGUUUCGAGAGGAAUAUUAUUAACUCUUUUAGGAACUUGCCGAGGAAAUUAUCGACCAGAAAAUCUAGUUCAAAUGAAUGAACGAAUUAAUAAUUAUAAAACUGAGAAAGAGAAGUUAGAAGAGGAAUUAAAAGAAAAAGAUAGAAUGAUGAAAGAACAAGGAGAAAAACUUCAAGGACAAAUAGAUAAUCUUAAUAAGGAGCAAGAUAGAAAAAUGAAAGAAAUUAGUGAUAAUUGUGAUAAAAAGAUAAAAGAAGCCCAAGACAGAGCCGACCAGCAAAUAAGAGACGCCCAAAAUCAAGGCAAUUUAAGUGAAAAAUUAAGAGAAAUGGCUCUCCAAAAAGAAAUCGAUGAUUUAAAGAGAAAAGAAAUAGAAGAUAAGCAAAAAGAACUCGAAGAUGAACAAAACAAAAAAAAUGAUGAGUAUGUUGCCCAAAUCGAGGAGGCUAACAAAAAAAUUAAAAGUUUACAAAAAUUAGAGGAGAUUUCAGAAAAAAUUAAAUCUCCUUCUCUUUCUUUAAAAGAACUAUCAGAAUUGUAUUUUAAAGCAAAAGAAAAAAUUUUCGGUAAGGAGGAAAUCACAAAAACCGAGGUUCUAAUUGCUACAAAUAUUUUCCUUAAUGGUUAUAUUAAUGUAAGUGAAUAUCUUUCUGGAAAAGAGAUGAAAGAUUUAACUGAUGAGGAAUUGGAUUUUUUAUUGGUGCUUUGUGAUGAGGCUUCUGUAAAUUUUGAUUGUUUAACGGAAUUAUUUUUUUCCGAAGGUGAUGAAAAGUUAUCUUCUGUUUUUUCGUCAGAAAGCAAUGAAGAAAAACAAGAAAAGAUUAAAAACAUUAGGGAAGAUGCUAUAAAAGAGAAAGCAAAAAGGAAAGUUCGGCGAGAGAAUGAUGAUAAUUCUGAAAACGGUAAUAACAAAUCUAAAAUUGAUGAUAACAUUAAUGAAUUGUUAAAUGAAAGUUUAAAGAAACGAAUAAAUGAGUUGCAAAAAGAAGCAGAUUUUUUGAGAAGUAAAAACAAAUCAAAAGAAGCUAACAGAAUACAAAAAAGGAUAAGUAAGAUUGAAAUAGGAGAAAAAAACCCAGAAAAAAAAAACAAUUCUUUUUCUCCUAGUAGUUUUUUAAUAGGUAUUGGAAUAGUAAUAUACAUUAAUAAAUUACAAAAUAUAAAAAUUAUGGUAAACACAAAACGAAUAAUAUUGAUUGGUAGCACUGGCAAUGGUAAGUCUACCUUGGCUAAUGUGUUACUUAAUAAAAAUAAUAAUUUUGAUGAAGUUUUCAAGGAGAGUGCGGGAAGUAUAAGUGAAACAAGAAAUAUUCAUAUCGAGAGAGUAGAAAUAAAUUUGGAUAAAGAUGGAAAUGAAAAGUUAGAAAUGAUAAUAAUUGACACUGUGGGCAUUGGUGAUACACAGUUAACCACGCAAGGGGUUCUUUAUAGGUUAGCGGAGGCGGCUAGUCAUAUUGGAGAAGGUUUGAACCAAAUCUUUUUUGUGAGUGGCGGUCGCUUUACUGAAAAGGAAGAAGAAGCAUAUAGACUGUUGAGUUCAGUAAUUUUUGAUGGAAAAGUUGUCAAUUUUACUACAAUAGUAAGGACUAAUUUUCCUGAUUUUGAUAAUCCCGAAGCCUGCGAAAGAGAUAGGGAAGCGAUGAGGAAAGAAAAUUCAAGGCUUUCUAAUAUUGUUAACUCAGCAAAAGUUAUUUAUCUUGAUAAUCCACCGGUGAUUGGUCGCCCAAAGGCUAUAGAAUUAGCUAAAGAAAUUCGGGCGGAAUCAAGGCAAAUAUUACUUACUCAUUUAGGGACUUGUCAAACCAUUUAUAAGCCAAAUAAUUUGGGUAAUUUGAACCAAAGGAUUGGCAAUUAUAUGAGCGACAAGGAGAAAUUGGAGAAAGAAAUUAAAGAAAAAGAGCGAUUAAUGAGAGAGCAAGCCGAAAAAAUGAAUAGGCAAAUUAAUGAAGUGCGAAAUAAUGGAGAAAGACUGAUGAGAGAGUUAGAUAGUAGCAAAGAAUAUCAAAUAAGACAAAUUAGGGAAAAUAGCGAUAGAGAAAUUAGAAAUUUGCGAGCGGAAAAUGAAAGGACACUAAGCAGAAUAAUGAGAAGUGGCGGUUCCUAUAUUGAUGAUGCUUUAAGUUCUUUUUAUGGUUUAUCUGCGGUUUGUGGAACUAAUUUUUCUGAUAAAACUACUACUGAAAAAAUUUAUUAUUUAAAAAGUGAAUUUGAACGGGUAGUAAGAGAAAAAGAAAGAGCUGAGCAAAGAGCAAAUGAAAUUGAGGAAAGAAUAGACAAACAACAACAAGCCCAAGAAUAUUCCAACUAUCAGCAAGUUUAUCAGCGAAAAAAGCAAGAGAAAAAAAACCACCUUCAGCAACUACAACUUUUAAGGAGUUAUCAGAACUGUCCGCACUGCGGCAGUCAAGAAGUAGAUGCUUAUGAAUUGUAUGAAAAUAGCCAACUAGUCUGUCAACCGUGCCGAAUGGCAAAAAAAAGCGGAGCAACUAGUCCGCUUAGUUUUUCAGGAGAAAUCAAUGCCGAUUGUGCGAGAAAGUGGCUAAAAGACCGCAAUCACCUGAAUAAUUGUGCUUGUUUAGAGCAAGAAAGCCAAGAAAACUACGAAUUAUUUGCUAGUUCUUUAAAAGAGAAUAAAAAAAGAUUGGAAAAAGAGUGUCAGUGCGAGGCGAGUAAUAAGCCCCGCACUCCUUAUUAUGAUAUUGCUAAUUAUGGUUAUGCUUAUUGUGAAAUUUGUGAAGCAAAGAUAGCAGGAGCCGGCAAGAAUGGCGUAAUUAAGAACCGCAAUGACCCAAGAUUUUGGGGUUUAAAAGUUCCGCAAAAAGUAUUAUGCGGCAAUUGUUUAGAACAAAAAAGGGACAAAAUGACCCCUUUAAGACGAGCCAAGUUUAAGGAAUAUAAGAAAUUAGGGAGAUUACAUUUAAGCCUAACCAUAGAAGCAGAGGUUUAUCAAAAAGUAAAAAAGGAUAUUCCAAAAAGACAAAUUAGCCAUUUUGUUAAUGACCUUUUAAAAGAGCAUUUGAAAAAUAAAAAGCAACAAAGGUUAAUUGCUAGUUAUAAAAAAACUGCUCGCAGUAGAGCAGUAAAAAAAGAAGAUAAAAUUUGCGAAGAAGCCAUAGCCGACGGAAUAAAAUAA
Messenger RNA from Ambispora gerdemannii, 3711 nucleotides. The record is from the annotation of a GenBank genome assembly. Lineage: Eukaryota; Fungi; Glomeromycota; Glomeromycetes; Archaeosporales; Ambisporaceae.